Messenger RNA from Mycena indigotica, 1683 nucleotides. Its product is annotated as tRNA nucleotidyltransferase. NCBI's taxonomy places the organism in Eukaryota, Fungi, Basidiomycota, Agaricomycetes, Agaricales, Mycenaceae. The record is from RefSeq and is a predicted model, not a curated record. Bases 4 to 1683 code for a protein of 559 amino acids. Gene Ontology annotation, biological process: tRNA 3'-terminal CCA addition. Gene Ontology annotation, molecular function: RNA binding; ATP:3'-cytidine-cytidine-tRNA adenylyltransferase activity. The transcript is spliced from 9 exons.
UUUAUGCUUCUGACUCGAGGACCCGUCAAAAGGGUUUUGCUUCGCGCCAUGUCGCGCCAACUAUCUGUCCAGUCCGAAAUCAAGCUCACUGAAGUUGAGAACAAGCUUUGCACGCUACUCGAUGAAUGCUGCACCCACCUCCGCGAAUCGCACGGGGUCACGACAUCGUGUCGGAUUGCAGGUGGAUGGGUUCGCGACAAGCUUCUGGGUAUGGAGAGCGACGACAUUGACAUUGCGCUCUCCGAUAUGAUGGGCGACGUAUUUGCCAGCCACCUCAGAGAGUUUGCCCAGACCAAGAACGUGGAAGCUGGCGAAAUCGCGGUCUUAAACCCCAACCCUGAACAAUCCAAACAUCUGCAGACUGCCCGGCUGCCUAUUUUUGGCAUCGUGGUCGACCUCGUCAACCUUCGAAGCGAAGAGUAUGCCGCAGACAGCAGAAUCCCAACAUCUAUCGCAUUUGGCACCCCAGUACAAGAUGCUUUGCGGAGAGACAUAACAAUAAACGCGUUAUUCUACAACAUCCACUCACGAGAAGUCGAGGACUGCACGGAAAAGGGUAUUCCUGACCUCAAAAAUGGCUUCAUACGCACUCCCUUACCUCCAAGGCAAACAUUUUUGGAUGACCCAUUGCGUAUAUUACGCAGUAUCCGAUUCGCAAGCCGAUUUGGGUUUGAAAUCGACCCGGAGUUGGCAAACUGUGUUCGUGAAGAAGAGAUUCAGGACGCCUUGAAAACUAAGAUUACACGGGAUCGAGUUGGGGUUGAGAUUGAAAAAAUGAUGAAAGGUCCUGACCCAGUCCGGGCUAUUGAGCUGAUUCAUGACAUGUCCCUCUAUGAUCCCAUCUUCAACGUGCUUCCUGUAGAAGCUUUGAAAACACUAUCUGCACCACUCGCACCCGCAAAUUUCAGUGUAAAAGCGGCACGCAUUAUCCGCAAACUAAUCACGCCGUCUUCUGAACUAUCAGCCAUUCACCCCAGCAUCAGAUCUUCAGUGGAGAACAACCCAAGCGCUCUGGCUCGUCUCUAUCUUGCCGCCGCGCUCACUCCAUUUGCUGGUAUCACAUAUUUAGACCGCAAGAAAAAACCCCAAUCGAUUUUACCAUGCUCUCUUGAACAAUCGCUCCGACUAGGCGGUCAACAUCACUUCCUCGAUGGCAUUCCGCUCCUCUUUGCCGCUGCUGAAAAAUUGAAAAGCCCUGAACUGACUCGCUGGAAGGAACCUUCGGAGCGGGUUGCCCUUGGUUUGUUUCUACGAGAAAAGAUGAUUCACCACUCACCAGCUGACGAACGAUGGCAACUCGCGACCCUCUUCUCACUUGCGCAAGAGCUUGUACCCCAUUACAACUUGGACGACGACAAAUUCGACACUGAGCAAGUAGCAGCACUAAUUGAGCUGUACAACACGUUCGCUUCGCGCAUCGAAGAGCUCAAGUUGGAAGACGUUGGAGAGCUGAAGCAUAUUAUCACGGGAAACGAUGUUUUCAAAGCUCUCGGCGCGACAAAACAGGGCCCUUGGACGGGUAAAGCGCUGGCAAAGGUGCUCGAAUGGCAGUUGGACCACCCUAACGGGACGCCGGAUGAUUGCGUUGUUUGGUUGCAACAAGAACAAGCAGCAGGGCGAAUAUCAGUUACCAGUAGCGGUAGCGAUGAACGGGCUCCAAAACGCCUCAAGACAACGCAAUGA